AUGACAAAACCCAAGAUAGCAGCUUCUAGGAAAUCUUUCCGAAGGGAAGCCAAUUCAUCGGAGUGCAACGGCCUCAGGUUUCUCGGAGAAGAUUUGAGAGCCAAGUGCGCCAAGCUCGGUGGACAGAUCGAUGGCCAUGGUUUAACAACCAGGGUGGGUCGAGCAUUUAAAAUGAUGACCCUGGACACAGAAACCCAAAACAGGCAGGUCAAGCAGCACAUGAAAUACCAAAGGACACUGGCUUUGUGGCAAAGGAGCAAUGAGGAAGAUGAAACCGGCCACAACCUAAGUCACACACACGAGACGCAAAACAGUGUCUAA
Molecule: messenger RNA, 321 nt
Organism: Opisthorchis viverrini
Lineage: Eukaryota; Metazoa; Platyhelminthes; Trematoda; Opisthorchiida; Opisthorchiidae
Exons: 2
Coding region: 1-321 (106 amino acids)
Source: RefSeq, a predicted model, not a curated record